Messenger RNA from Zootoca vivipara (common lizard), 16353 nucleotides. The record is from RefSeq and is a predicted model, not a curated record. Lineage: Eukaryota; Metazoa; Chordata; Lepidosauria; Squamata; Lacertidae.
ACUGGCGGGGCCGCUCCAAUUCUGACUCGCGCGGGCUCGCUACGUAGAGGCUCCUCCCACGGGCUCAGGGCGAGGUAUUGCGCAAGCGCACCCGCCGCGGGCGGGAAGUUUGCCUUAGUUCGCUUGCCGUAGCGGCCUCCCUGACUGAAGAGUUGGCGCUGGGAGGAGGUUCUGUUUUGGCUGCCGUUGCCCGCCAUUCACGUGCAGGUCCUCAUCAGCAGUUUUCCCAUAGGGCUGCUUUGAGACGGAAGUGAAGCAUGACAGGCCAGGAUCUCAGCCAUUUACAAUUUAAAGUGGCGGGUCAUCAACCUCUUUUGCCACUAACUGAAUGAAUGGGCCAAAUUACAGGAAUGUCUGGAACAGAAUUGACAAGAAAUGGAAUCAGCAGCAGCAAUGCUAGCUCCAGUAUGUGGUUUGGACAGUGUCAGUAUACAGCAGAUGAGUACCAGGCCGUCCAGGCUGCCCUGCGACAGAGAUUGGGCCCAGAAUACAUCAGUAGCCGGCAAGCUGGAGGAGGACAGAAGGUUUGCUACAUUGAAGGGCACAGAGUCAUCAGUCUGGCCAAUGAAAUGUUUGGCUACAAUGGCUGGGCUCAUUCUGUCACUCAGCAGAAUGUCGAUUUUGUGGAUCUUAAUAAUGGCAAGUUCUACGUGGGGGUCUGUGCCUUUGUGAAAGUCCAACUUAAGGAUGGCUCAUACCAUGAAGAUGUUGGCUAUGGAGUAAGUGAAGGCUUGAAGUCUAAGGCUUUGUCCCUAGAAAAAGCAAGGAAGGAAGCUGUUACAGAUGGACUGAAGAGGGCACUGAAGUGCUUUGGUAAUGCUCUUGGGAAUUGCAUCCUGGACAAAGACUACUUGCGAUCAGUGAAUAAGCUUCCUCGCCAGAUGCCCCCAGAUUUUGAUUUGAGCAAUGCUAAAAGACAGGAUUUUGAGCCUGCUAUAGAAAAGGCAAGAUACAAUAGCUGCUUGAAGAAGACAAGCGAAGACCACCAGCAGUUUUCUACAGCGACUCCUGUCAAAACUGAGCAGUUAGAAUCUUCUUUGAGUACUGCUGAACAAGAUCAGCAAAGCAGUGAGGUCUUGCUGAGUGAUGCAACAUACUACCGGAAGUUGCGGCAGAAACAACUUCAGCAGCAGUUCAGACAGCAGAUGCAGAAGAAACAGCAAAUCCAGUCCACUACUCCAGUUUGUGAACCUAGAGAUCAAGAAGCAUGUGCUCUUCCUGCUAUUAAGCAUAGCACUUCAGCACAGCUGGAACCCGCUGUGGAAGAGGAGUUCCUUGCAGAUGACCCUGAGCUUUGGGACUUAUCUUUGGAGGCCACUGACCUCAGUGUUACCAAUCACAGCACGGCAGCUGCGCCAGCCCAACACCCAGGCACACCUCGUGGGCAGUAUGACAUUAUGACACGCAGCAGAACGCCACAAAAAAUAAAUAACCAGAGGCCCUGUGCAAAACCUGCCCUGCAGCAUCCCUCUACUAGCCCUCGACCUCACAUACCAGCUGAGUGCAGCCCAUACAGAAGGAGCCAAGGGAUAAAGAAGAGAAGGCUGGAGCCUGCAUAGCGGAAGCCUACGAAGGAAUAAGUUGCUGCCUGGUGCCAUGCAAACGUUAAGUCUGGUAUCUUAGGCAUACGUGUGCAAAUCUUUUGAAAUAUGCUCAAGUAUGGCUGUAUGUGAUAGAAGCUCAAAAUUAGCAGGCAUGCUAUGUUUCUACAAGAGUGGAGAAAAAGCACAGGUUGUGGAAUUUAGUUUUCAGAUAAUUUCAAGUUUUGUUUUGAUAAAAAAAAACUUUCUACCCCUUAUUGUUGCAAAAGAUGUGCUUCUGCUGAAGUCUCAGAAACCAAAUAAUAAAAUUUCAAGUAUUAUUUAAAUAUUUGGUUGAAGGCACCUGCGCUCCUUCAAACUCAAAUGACUUUGUUAACAAUGAUGCAAGUGGGAGUAACAAGAGCUCACUAACAAUUGUUAAGCUUCGGGCACAGGGGGAACCAAGGCCAUUUGAAAAUGAAAAACCACAGCUCAACAAAAGCAGGUUUGGUUUAUUUGAAUGAUUUCAUUAAAUAUCUACAAAGAAGGUAACAAACUGCAGCACAAAGCGCAAUCAUACAGGAAGCGCAAUGCCUGGAUUUAGUGCAAAACAUACCAUUAACUACGGCCAGGGAAGCCCAAGGUUUGAAUUCAUUUUAUUUUAUUUUUUUACAGUGUACAUUGUUAAAUAAUGUAAAGAAAACAUCUGUAAUUCAGAAACAGAUCUUGUGGAAAAAGGUAUUCAAAGUGUAAUAACACAAAAUAAUUUAACAGUUCAGUAGCAUUAGUUAAUUCCUCUAGACCUCAGUUAUUUCAUCCACAGGAGGGAAAUCAAUGGUAAAUAAAACCAGUACUUGCAUAACUAAGUGAAAACUUGACCUCAAACAUAUGAAACCAAAAUACUAACCUUGUGCAACACUCAGCUGACUAGAUCCUCUAACAUUAGGUGGCAUCUUUUCAUCCAUUGCUCCUUCCUGCUUUUUGCACAUCAAGCUCACCUUGAAUUUCCCAUCACACCUGUGAGGACUUCUUUUUUAAGUCUGAAAAGUUGUUGAAUCCCAGCCACCUAGGCUUCCGUCUUUUCUUUUCAGCCACUGGGUCCAACUCCUACCUCUGCCUGACAAAACCACUGUAAACUUCAACUUGAGGCGAAGGGAUGAAAAGAAAGACAGACGUGCAUAUGUUUGAGGGAAGAGUGAAAGAAAUACAGAAAGAACAAAUGUCCUUGCUAACUUUAGAGGACUUCUAGGGGUGGGGAAAGAGAAAACAGACUUCCAGACCAAGCAGUAAAGCUGCUUCCAAGUCCAAAGCAGAAGUACUUUGACUUCACAGCCUGCUGCUGCAAUGCAAAGUAAUACUAGUUGGUUGCAGUUAUUUCAUUUGAUCAGGGAACCAGUAUUUUAAGUUAGAAAGAGGAAGGCGAGUAGGAGAUAUAGAACACCUACUAAAAGGCAACACAGUUAGUUACAGUCCUGGUACCAGUUUUAAGUCCUUUAGACAUAGAAAGAAAAAGUUGUUUUUGAUGCUGGCUGUUUCAAGUGUAUCCAUCUUUAGCAAUGGAUGCUGCACCAGGAAGAUGUGUUCCUGGCCUUUCAGGAUUGGAUUGACAGGCAGGGCAGGGGGGGAGGAAAUCCCAGCAAACACCCUCCCUCUCCAGAGUGAUAGCUCCAAUCCCUUAACAUACAUUACCCUUACUAAAAAAACCUUUAUAGCUUAAAAGUCAACCCACCCAUAGGUGCUGACCCCUUCAAAGAUGUCCCUCUUUCUCCCAACUUCCCCUAUUCUCAGCAACCCAGCUUCUACUCUGGUCACUGUGUCCAUUCUCUUCAGCACCUCCGCAUAAAUCCCUCACUGCUGCUGCAUCAGCCACAUCAGUUUCCCCCACCACUCCAUAGCUUUACUCUUCCAACACAAAAGCUGCAAUAGCUCCCCCUCCAACACCUACUCUCGACACUAUUACAGUAUAAGCAUCCAAUGUGUUAUGCCUUUGGUAUUCCAGUGACUAUACCCAAAUAACCUCCCUCUGCCUGGCGAAAGUCUGCUGGGAAGGUGAUGCUAACUGUAGAAGCAAUAAAAAGUCCAAGGCACUAAAAUAUCCAGCAAGCAUACUGGGAGAACAGACAAGUAUUCAAGUACAUUAAUUUAUACAAUUAUACAUUCACAUUUAUCUAAUACAAUGAAAAUACAAAGGAAAAAAGUUAAAGUGUCUCCAAUAAGUAUCAGGAUAUAGCUAGCUUUCCCCCAUUUUUUUCCUUUUUAACUGUUUAACCCUCUAUACGCCACUCAUUUUUUUUAACUACUGUUGUCCAACAACAUUUAUAUAUCACAGUGUUUCCACAUCAAAACUGAUGGUAAGUACAUGUCCGCAGGGAACUUUUUAAAAAAUUUGUCUUCUAAACAAUUUAAAUUGCUCUAAUGCUGCAGUCAAAGCUGUUAAUAUCUUUUACUUAAAGCAGUAAUGACCUAUGUCAAAGCAUGGGCUGUUCUGCAAUUCCACUUGUGUGCCCCAUCAGCUCAGGAACUUCGGUGUGAUGGUCUGACGGAAGGAAGAGACAUGGAAACAAUGGACAGCUCUCCUCCCUCCUCCCCCGGCUGAAUUCCUCAGAGCAAGACAAAUGGCAUACUAAAGAUUCAUGCUAAAACUAACAACAAUUCUCCCAUCUCAACCCAUGUAGAUUCAGCAUCUUAAGCCAAAUGAAUUUUACAGCAUGAAGCCCUUGGCUUGUGUGGUAGCUUUCAUCUUUACACACCUGCCACAGACGAGAGGAAGCUUGUCCCAUUGUGGAAGAUCCUGAUCACUCUUCUCCCCAUAUUCAAAAUGGAGGGCUUUUCUUACGGAGAGCAGAGAGCAAUGGUUAGAGGAGGAAGUUCACCACCACCCCUUUGGGCACUAAUAGCCAGUUCACUGCAGCCUAGUGGUUGAUUCAGGGCCCCAUCUCCCCCCUCAAGUCUACCCAGCAGCAUGCCUGGGUCUCAUUAAGUGGUCCGCAGAUUAGAGCCAGGGGGGUUGCUGAUGGAUUUCUGCAAGUUGCUGAUGUUGAAGCUUUGCAAUGAGGUGGCACCUACAGGCUGGAACUGGCCUAAAGGCUGCUGUGCUGGACCACCUGUCCCACUCCAGGGAGCUACAAAGGGCACUGCUGGGUAACCGUAUGGCUGAGGGGGGCACAUGGCCUUUGUGAAGUGACCUAGGGAGGUAGCUGACGCAGCAGAGAUGGGUGUAGCACCGAGGGAGGAUGUCAUCGAGAUGCAGAGCUGACCUGGUGCGGAGAACUUCCUUGCCAUUCCUGGGCCCUAAAAACAAAACCCAACCCAACAGGGUAUUUCAGAAUUGCCAAACAAUGUUAAAACAGGUACCUUAGAGGCUUCUCCCUCAGAAAUGUGUCAGAUCCUUCCAUGAAGUCGGCUGAGUGCCUAUGACCAGACACAAUGCCCCAAGCAAGUACUUACCUCAUAAUUGCCAUGCCCCUUGCCUCCUUUCUUGCCAGAGAGGCUCAUGGCGUCACGAGCCCAGUUGUCUACUAGCUUGUGCAGGUCAUCUGUAAAGGUCCCUUUUCGACUGGACGCAGGAGGCUGAGACUGAGGUGCCUGGCUGUUCACUGUACCCGCAACAGUGUUUGUACUGCUGGUCCCUAGAAGAGCAAACCAAUGGCUGUCAUUUAAACCUGACUGUAUGAUAGUUCCUGAAGGUCAUCAAAACUACAGCUACAAUGGAAAAAUAGGAGAAAGCAAGAGUUUAAAAAAGCCAUGCACAUGAAUUCUACAAUUCAGUACCAGGACAUAAUGAAGAGGAAGGGAUUUAGGGCUCAGCUAGCAGUUUCACUCCUAUUAGGUUAAUCAUGUAAUUGUGUGUUAUUUUCCAGAUCAGUGGGUGGUCUGCAACGUUGCCAUUUUCCACUGAGGAAUGAACUAGCUUUUGGUAUCAAUGACAGGUCCAUGAUUAAUAGGUUCCUCUACAUUGUCAACAAGCACCUAUUAUAUCAAGUUAAUGCUACUGCCAACUCUGCCCACUCACUCAGCAAGGACAGCUGCUCUGCUCUGCAGAUGGAAACUAAAAAAGCCCCAGGGACUUGUUAUUGGAACGAGACAUUGUAUUAUGGGCAGGUACUUCCAUCUGCAUGAAUGUACCUGAACCUGCUGGCUUACUGUCCAAGCACAACAGUGCCAAAGGGAAGCAGCAAACAAUCAACUGGUGCUUCCAACUCAGAUGGCAGCUUCCAGGAGAACCUGCACAUUUGGGUUUCACACCACACAGAACUUUAUACAGUUCUGCAAAGGGAAAUGCAAGAACUGUUUCAAUUUAGAAUAUGGCACCUGGUAGGAUCAAAUCCUAAGAAUAAAGGGAAAUCCAAAGUAUCCAAGUUUCUUGAUGGCCAUUCUAUAGCAAAUCUGUAGUGGAAUGGUGUGAAAAAGUUGUUUUUACUUGUCCAAAAUGGUUAUUCAGGAAGCAGAAACCUAAAUGCAAGAGUUCAAGAGUGUCAAGAACCCCACAUGUGCUAUGAAACAAGCAACAUGACCACUGAGAUAGGACACUGUCUCCAAUGUAUAGAAGCCAAUGAGCCCACUGCAUUGCUCAAGACUGUACAAGAAGUGCAUUUGGGAAAGCCUGAAGUACAAUUCAAGUCCACUGAAAAGGCUUUCCUAUUUCAACACAAGAAAGGAGUGAAGGUACAACUUGAUGCAAAACAGCUUAGGAAACACCAAUUAGACCAGUAGAAGGUAACACAUUAAUUCCACCCGACUUGCUCCUGGGGCUGUCAAAAUAAUGGAAUCAAAGCUUUAAAAGAAGUCAAAGAGGGAACCAAGAGUUCCCACUGCAAAAGACUCAAAUUAAAAACUGAUAAUCCAUUCCCACUGCUCAAUAACUUUCUGUCAGAAGCAAAGUCAUAGGUACUGGCAACUUAACUGGACCCAUGAUUCCUUGGGAUAAAAGUGGCCUCCCUGAAUCCAAGCCAGAUCAGACAAGAAUUCAAAACAUUAUAAUUAGUUAGAGCAACUGAGCAAGGUGCCACUGCAUUGUGAAAUACAAACAAGCAGAUAAAACUAGCCAAGGUGGUGAAAGACGCAGCAGUCCCCCCCCCCCAACAAAAAAACUGUACUAAAUAAGUUGGGAGUGGUGCUCAUCCACAUGCAGGGAAGAGGAAGGAGGAAGAAUCCUCUGCCCAGGUGAGAGGAAGGAAUGCAGAGCUAAUAGUAAUAAGAUCGUAACUGUGUAACAUGCAAAGGAAACUAUACUUGUGAUGCAACAAAAUUCAGCCAUGUAGUGUGAGAAACUGGAACAGAAACACACAUCUAAGUAAAAAAAACAACGAGCAGCCUGAAGAAUAGUACAGGGAACAGGCAAUAGAGAUUUUUAAAAAGUGGUGGUAAGAAUCUUGAUACAUGGUACCAAUAAAAAUACCAGUGCAUUCUCCUGACAACAAUUUCAUGCAGGGACCAGCACAUAUCCAUCAGCCCCUUCCUGAUGGCCAGAAAACACAGCUCUUGUUGGUAAGUGUAGUGCCCAGACACUGCCCUGCUUGCAUCUCUAAGCUAAAUAGUAAAUUGGGGGUGGGGAGAGAGUUUCAAUCCAGAAGGGUCUGUUAAUGUUUGGCUUUUUACUUUACAAGCUGUUGAAAAUGCACCAGAUUGUUUCAGGAACCCUCUAAAACAAAAAUAUAAGAGGGAAUAUUAUAUUAAAUGUGAGCUGAAUUGAAAAUACUCUUGUGUCUGGUUUAUUAUGAAGCCAGUUCUCGAGACACUUCAUCUACUGAACCAGCCAUCAAGAAGAGUCUGACGAGCACUUGGGGUCAGUGACCAUAGAAAAAAACCUCCCUCCAAUCUUGCUCAGUCACAGCAAACGUUACAGAAACUUAUUUCGACUCUUCAUACAACUGAACAAAUGCAGAGGCUUUAUCUGGCCCUGUGGGUCACACCACUGCACACGCCGCUGCCCCUUCCCCACCAUAACGCUGCCAAUUUGCUUCACUCCCAUUUACUGACUCUUCAUUGAUGACGACACUUUGUCCUGUUGCGUUGUCCUGUCUCUAAGACAUCUGGGUCCUUGCCCUUCCUCUUAGUAAGAUAUGGAAGCUCCUUUUGAAAUUGGGUCAGUGCUUAGGGCAAACCCCUUUUGCUAUGAUCACUGCACACAAAGCCCAUGAACGAGGGAGAUUUUGCCUUCUGACCCAAAAUGCUGCAAAUUACUUGUGCUAAUGUACACUUUGGCAUCAUUACUCGUCAGCAAGGAGGACACAGGUAGACUGAUAGUCAAAACAUGCCAUUCCAGCAAGGAACUGCCGUGAGGUGGCCAGGCUUGUUGCAGUGUUAGUGCCAUAGCUGCCAAGUUAUCCCUUUUUUAAAGGGAUUUUCCCUUAUGCUGAAUAGGCUUCCUCGCGAGAAAAGGGAAAACUUGGCAGCUAUGGUUAGUGCUGAAACAAGUUAGAAAGGGACACAGAGACAGAUGCUGUGCUUAAGACAGAUUCAGGGAGGUUAAGCUUCAGAGAUCAGAGGAAAACUUAAACACAGCAGUUUGGCAGUCAGAGUUCAGAAGUAACCAAAAUGCAAUAAUUACUACAGAGCUGGUUGCAAGGGCAGACUUUUUUCACCAUCUUCCCUGAAGCACAAAGAGAAAGCAUUUUGUUAGGGAGAAACAGUGAGAAACAUUUAGUGUCAAGCAAACAGCACAAAUAGCCUGGUUAUAAAGAGGGGAGAAUACAACAGGACACUGUCCCUUGGUGACACUGCUUUUGAUUCUUUCAGGACUUUUCUAGCAAGACACACAGUGGCAACUGGAGGAGCUGCAUCAAUAUUCACAUUUAGUUUAUGCACCUGUAUUUCUCACAUGUAUUAAGAUUGUGGCCUAAUCAUUUCAUCCAAUAUUAAGUAGGUUUUGGUGAGUUAGACUGAGUGAGUCUCAGACAACAGUUCAGGUACUCUUACUGAUUGGAGGAAACAAAGCUUCAGUCCAGUUUGAACUGAAAGUCAAACGAAUCCUGAACUGAACACUGGACUAAAUCUUUAAUUUAUGCCCAGCUGAUCAGAUUUCUCCUGACUGAAAAAGGAAUGGCAUAAAAACUUCCCGCAGUUUUGAGAGUACAUUAUAAUGGCUUGAUUGUGACAUUCUCUGAUUCCCUAUUUCCUGGAACAUCAGUGCCACCAGAGGUAGGGAAAUACCUGUUGAAUCUCUUCCACUUUUUCUCCAGCUAUCAAGAAACCCACCCAUUAAUUGUGCCCAGUCGUCUAACUUCUAACAGAAAACUUUUCCCACCGUCCCAGAAUCUGUGAUAGGAGGUCGGGUCAAAAUCCAGUAAAACAAGAAACCUGUAAACAAACUGAGCAUCGAGGCAAGCCGUGCUUCCACAAGUGCUGCCUUGUUUUACAGGACAGCUGCAAUAAACUGAGGGUACUGCACAUAUGCCAUUACUUCCAGAGACCAAAGUAGCAUUUUCUGUCUCCCCAUCAUGGAUCUUAGUUCACAAAGGUACCUCCCGUUCAGCAGCCACAUUAAAACUAGAGCAGGUGUGCAGCAAGAUUAGCCAUAUCCUUGCUAUUUAUUAAUUAUCCACCACAAUAACAAAGGAUGACUAUGCCUUGAUCUCUUCUUAAUCUUUUAUUGCAAUUUAAUGUUUUCUGGGAGAAGCUAGUUCUUAGUCCUGGCUUUAUCAAUAUUUUUUGAAGAUCCUUCCAGAUGUGCCUUAUACUGUCCACAUUAAGAUUUCCAGUUAAUAAGCCUGAGAUGGGGAGAAGAGCUGCAUGUUGUUCUGCGAGAGUUUUUAUUAUGGGGGCUGGCCAGCCACCCUAUAGAACCUUAUGGACUGAAAGGCAGGAUAUACUUUAAAAAAGAAUAAAUAUGUAUGACUUAAAGAGUACACUCCAGUUGCCCCAAGCAACUAAAAACCAAGUACGAUGAGGCUAAAGCAGUGCUGCAAGUUCAAAUCCUAAAAGGGUAGUUUCUUAUCAUCUUAUGAUUUUCAUUGCAGCUGUCCUUGUGCAAGUCUGUCUUGGAAUCUGCUGCUCGGCUCAUUAGGUACAGGCACAGAAAAAUCCCUGGCGUGGCUGAGCUGCUGCUCAGUGUACAUGGACAGAUGCUCUUCAAAAAUAGGAUCCAAAGAUCCUGCUUGUUUUUUUAAGUCUGGGAAGAAGAAUACAAUUUGCACACCCAGGAAAAAAGUAUUCUAUCUGCAGCAUAAGCACACAAUUCAAAGGACACAUGUUGGCAUCUUUCUGUCUUGAGAGACAAUGGAGUGUGCCUCUGGGGGUGAACUCAAACUGCUGGAGAAUCACAGCACAACCGACCCAUCCAUUUCCACCUAUUUCCAUCACCCUGUCUAGUUCAGUAGAGGCUGGAGACAGACCCAAUCAAAUGUAUGGAGAACAGCUAUUCUUAGAGCUCAAUUCCUUUGGCUAUAAUUUUAAAUCUGUUUAUUAGGUCUAUAUAUAUUACCUGUUAAGUUCCUUAUAGUCCUUUAAACGCCAUUAAUUUCAGAAGUGUAAUGCACACUCAUGUACAGCUCCAGCAAAGCAGGCUGAACAUGUUUUUAUACUCUGCAAAGACAGUGUGCCAAGCAACACAUGAGAUGCUGCACAAAAAAUAUUUAUGCUGGAAGCAUCUUAAUCUCAAUUAUUAAGGGAUUACAUUUCCCUUCCAAAGCACAGGAAGAGAGAAGGAAUACCCUUUCUCAAACAUUGGCCCUUCCCAUUCAAGAAUACAUUCCCACAAGUCACUCUUCUAACAAACUGAUGAAGCAUGAAGUAGGUUUUGCAUGUCUCAACCUGAAUAAGGCACCCAUAUGCUAAGCUGAUCAUAUCUCUAUGCAACUCAUGAGCUAAUACAAAUAAUCCCUUCCCAGGUUCCUAUUUUAGUCAAGGGAUGGGGACCUUAAACAUUUUCCUCUGCUAAGAAUUGAGCUGGUGGGGUAAGGUAGCAAAAAAAGCAAGCAAUUCCCCCCAACAGGAGUAACAACACGGUACAAUGCCCAUAGCUCCAAAAGUAGAUACUAGUCACAUUGCUAUCUGGAUUGUCUUGAUUUCAAGUCCUUUGGUGGAAAAGCAGCAGACAUCUGUCAUGGGUGCUUUAGCUGAGAUUCCUGCAUUGCAAGGGGUUGAGCUAGAUGACCCUUGGGAACCUUUCCAACUCUACAAUUCUACGAUUCUAUGAAGUGUUCUAUCAUGAGCACCAAUUCAACAGUAGACACAGCCCUCAACCCUGAAUUGCUGCUAUGCAUGUUAAAGCAGUGUGACAGUCACUGCCACAUACACACUCAGCCCAAACAAAUAAACAGCUGGCUGUGCCUCUUCAGAGUUAUGCAAACUGGCCCAGGUCUGCACAGAGCCCCAGCUGAACCACUAGGAAAGGUUUCAUCAUGGCCUUCCCUGCAGUUACUACAGGGAAGACGAUAAACUGAGGAAAGGAGUUUGCUACCCAAAGCAUCAUUAAAACUUGAAAAACAUAAGCCACUAUCAUCAUAGCCUUUUGGCUGAGCAGCACAAUAUUUUUUUAAAGACAGCUUUCUGGAGGAUAAGAGCAACUCAGCCAAGCCCUGGGGUUGGAGAGACACAAGAAGGCAGAUGUGAAUGGACAGCAUGUGACAACAGAUCCAAGUAGCAGAAAACAAAAAGACGAGGAAGGAGUAAAGGUGUUACACACAAAGAGCCAAGCAGGGCGUACUCAGAAAUCGGGUCCUCCUGCCACCAGGCUUGAAUGUCACCCGCUCAGAUGCACAGUUAAACUUCACACACCCUGUGAUAAAACAAAAAUAAAAGAGGGGAAGAACAAGGAGAAGAGAAGAGAGACAGAACACAACUACAAGAUGUUAGAAAACUCUUUAAGCUGGUGGUGAAAUGCACUAGUAAGACACGAGAGAAAAGAACCUCACCGGUAGAGGAGCAUUUGCAAGACACAAGGAGCCAGGACUCUUCUGUCCCCCACCCCCACUCCCAAAACCAUGUUUGUUUCCUCAACUGGAACAGAGCUAUCCUCCAAUAGUUAAUCCAGCAGGAACAGGGUUGCAUGCCACAAGUGAUAUAAAACAGCUAAUGCACACAUUGACAUAAUACAUUGCACAACUUGAAAGACACAUGAGGUGCAGGUUAGUAGGGCUCAUAUGGUUAAAAAGGAAUGAGCAGAAGCUCCCUUCUCAAUAGGAAGGUGACUUGGAAGAAGCAGUAGCAUAAUCUAUUCUUGUAUUGAUAUACCCACCUCCUUGUCUUGAAGCAACAUACUGCUACUCCACCCACACCAUUAAUGUGUGUGCCAGAAAUGAGUAUGUUAUGCAUGCAAACUGCAAAUUCAAAUAUGGUCUCUCAAGGACCAUGAUAAACUUCUAACUUGUGCAAGUAAAGUUGACAAGCUCCCAAUUUAUCCAGGGAGAACAUAUUGCACUAUCUGCCUCAAGCUUUUCCCCUCCAUCAUCUCUCCUUGAUGUGGAAGGUGCAAAAACAUACAGGGCAACCUUCACUGUCAUAUCCUUAAUUUUACUUGCCGGAGUGUCCCAGGCCUCACAGCUUCAUCCUACGAAGGAGAUAAUCUGAAAUGUAGCAGGAUAUUUAAUCCCCCACCUCAGCCCCCAGUCACAUUUCUCUCCAUGCUGCUAAUCUACAAUAUUUACCUUGGCCUGGCGCAGAAAUGGCACCAUCACUAGUAAAGGCAGAGUAGAGGUUCUCACUAGAAGGAGAUGGUUUCAGAGGCUGUAACAGAUGGUUCUGCCCUGUCUCUUGGACAGUGCCAGGAGGGUGGAGGGUCUGCUGUUGGGGCAAGACCGAAGGUGCACUCUGAGCAGACAGAUUGCCUAGGGAGAAAGGGAAGCAAAUCAGGACACUGGCAACAUGAUGGGUACUUAAGUUUUCCCAUCCCAAAUGCACAGUGUUCAUAUUUCACUUCUUAAGGAUGACCUCUGCUGGCACAUAAAAGGAAACUCUAGAUCAGGGGUAGGGAAUUGGAUCCAGUUGGGGGGGGGGGAGUUGGGGGUUACCCCAACUCCAGUGGCCCACUGGUGGGUGCCUGCUUUCUGCAGAGACCAGCUGUGCUACCAGGAAACAUGGUAGCAAAUACAAUCCAGUGGGCUUGAAGUUGCCACUCAUCAGUUGACAGGCAGCAACUUCAAACCUGCUUUUUGCAGGGAUAAGCUACACUACACUACAACAGAGACAAUUCCUGCAGAAAAAAGGGCUUUGAACUACCAGAUAUCAGCCAAUAGAACUUCCCAUGCAGGGAUAAACUGUGCAGCCCAAGCCCAGCAGGCUUGCUCUUCCUGCCAAUCCGCUCUUCAGCCAUGACAGCAAAUCUCCCUUGGCAGUCCACAACUGGGAAUGCACUUUAAGGUUCUACCUGCCCCUCACCUGACAUCAAAUCUGAUUAUGUUGUGUGUGCGGUAGGUCAGCAUGGUAUGGAGGGAAAUGGCCUUGUAGGCCAAACUGGGAGCUAUGCAAGGCCUGAUUAGGCCUGUGGGCCAGAGGUUCCCUACCCCUGCCUUAGAUAUUAAACUAGGCUGAAACCAGCAACAGCUAAUGGGAGAAAUGAACACAGGCCAAAAAAUGAAAAGCUUUCACAGGACUGCUACACUGCUGCUUGUGGCUAACAAUGGAAAGAAUAUUCCGUCAACAAGGGCAAUACUCACAAAUUAAGACUCAGCAUCCACCUGUUUCUACUGGGUACGGUAAUGGAGGACUAAUUACUUAUAUUUACAUUCCACGUCUUAAAAGUAAAAUCUACAACGCAGUAAACAAUAAACACCUUAACUGCAUGUCUUCACUGCACAUACACCACAGAAAUAUGCUGCAGGAAGCCUUGCUUUGCCCAAUACAAUACAAUCCCUCAGCAUUUCUUCAGUUUUCAUCUAAAGUCUAAAACGCACAGUGAAAAGGCAAUGGAAUACAACUUUGGUGCUUACAUUUUGUGCAACACUUGAAUGGUGUUGUGGAUAAAGACAGCUGAGUGUAAGCUGAGGAGACCUGGGUUUCUGGGGAUGGGGAACCUCUGACCUGCAGGCAUAUCUUGGUCCAACAGGGCCCCCAAUUUGUCCAGCCAGGCUAUUUCUUCAAAAUCACACCCACCUGCCAACCAGCAGUUGCCACACUGAUGGGCAGGGAGGCACCAGAUGAUUGUUGGGGGCAUGGGGUUGCCUUCGGUUUUAGCUGCGCAAACCAGUUCUCCACAGGGAACUGCAGAAGAAUUUAACUUUCUGGUCAUCAGCUGAUGGAGAGGGGAGUUAAAUCUUGCUGAGAACCUUGCAGAGAGCAGAACUGGAAGUCUCCACUCAUCUGCUGAGGAGUGGAGACUUCAAUCCUGCUGCAUGCUGCUUCAAAGCACAGUGCAGGGCUGUUGGAAAGCCCUUUUACAAAGAGCCUCAAGCUGCUACUUAAACCUCCAGUUUUCCCAGGUUUAAAGACUGUUUGCAAAACACUUCCCUGCAGCCCUGCAGUGUGCUUUGAAGGGUUUCAAAGUGCAAUGUCACAUGGCAUCAUAAUGAUGUCAGGUGAUUGAGAGGUAGGCACCCCGCACACCUGUCAAAUUUGGCUCACCAGGUGUGGGGGAAUAAGGAUUUGGUCAGCCAAGCACAAAAAUAUCCCCACCCCUGGUUCAAGUUGCCAGUGAGACAUAAAGCUCACUAUGAAACAGAAAGCCAGACGCCUGCUUUCAGCUUAAUCUACAUUACAAAAGGAAGAGAGAGGCAGCGAUCAUGCGCACUACUCUGAGCUUCUUGGAGGAAGUGGGAUAAAGAUCAGUGGCAGUUGGAAGGAGAAUUUGCAGUAGGAGAUUUCAGAGUAGCCAGUCGAGCCCCUAUUAAGCAGCCCAUAUUAAACAAAAAGUCACAAGACACUACACAAAGCCAACUUACCCAACCCAUGGCCAUUUCUAAAGUGUCUUACCCAAAAUUUGAGGGCUCUUGUUACCCUGGGAGCUGCUGCGGCUGGAUCUGCUGCCUUUUCCUUUAGUGGGUCUUCUUCGCCUGCCUGACAGAGGAGCGGCAGGAGGGAUGAUUACUGCUGGGGGUACCUUGCCCAGUUUUGUGUAAAGCAGUUCAAUCUCCAUCUUUUGACGACUUUGAAGCUCUUGGAUCUCUUUAAGGUGCCUAAAUGAAUAGGAAAGGAAAUAUGUGUCACUUUUCAUACCACUAUAUCAUCCCAAUAAUGGAUGGACAAGAUGUGAACCCAGAUUAGAAGUUAUUUAUCUAGGCAGUAUCCUAUAUAACUAGGGCUGCACACAGUAUGACAGUGGAUUACCACCCUCUCAGAGGAGUGCUCCAAACAGCAUGAAACAGUGCAGGGCAGUUCAGGGCACGCUAGGAAAGUGGGAGAAGCACGUGUUUCAAGAACUUUAAGGUUUGGCCUAUAUAUUAAUAUAUGGACAGAUGGUUGAUACUUUAUUUAAUUGUGUUGAUUUAUUUCCCUUGUGCUUCAUUAUGUUUUAAUCACUGCAACCUACCCUGAGUCUGGUUUUUUUUUUAAAAAGAAAUAAAUAGAUAAUACACUAAGCUCAUCAGCCCAAGUCAGCAUGGCCAGUUGACAGGGAUGAUAGGAACUGGAGUACAAGAACAUCUGGAAGGUCACAAGAUCCCCACCCCUGGCUUCAGAUCCAUUUUUCUCUCUUGGCUCAACUGCCCAAAGUAUCCUGGAAGCCCAGAGGUUCUUUCCAGGCAGUUUUGGAACUGUUUCUCUAAUUCUUUUAUGAACGCCAAGGCCUCGUGCCUCCCCCCAACACAGCGUCACCCGGGAUUCACCACUCCGGUCUCCCGUCACGCUGAUGUGGUCCAUAUCCAGGGACAUGAGCACAUGACAAGCAGAGUUCAAAACAGAAGCUCAGCCUUGAGGAGUAACAUCUAAGCCUAAUUUAUUGCAAAUUAAAUCAAACGUAACCGAAAAAAGAAAACAUGGCUCCUCUCUGUCUGUCUUCCUCGGAGAGACAGCUGCAAAAGCAAAAGUUAUAUAGAGCGGAAACAGCGUAUCUCAAUUUCCUCUCACAAGACUCCAACAAUUAGUGCUGGAAUGUAAACAGACAUGUGACAUGUAAUUUGCAAUUAGCUAAAGCAAGAAAGCCAGAAGCAUGGGAGCUCUGUACUAAAUUUAGUCCACUCAUAAAACACUAAAGAGCUAGACUGUCUAGUCCACUCAUGCAUUUUUAGCACCUAAGACUGAAUAGUGUCCCAGACAUCUCCAGUUCAAAUCUUGCUUCUGCUGUGAACUCUCAUCCUCAGCUGCCUAUCCGUUAAUAAGGAGAUGUUAAUUGCAAGGAAGCACUCAUUUCGCUAAAAAAAGGGACGAAUAUUGUAGACCUCACUAUACAAAUUCCCUGCAAGUGUUGACUGCAGAUAACUGUUUUUAGUCCCACUACACAAGAUAAAACUUUCAAUCAAGUAAUGCUUCUACUCAUUAUGUCCUAUUUGAAAAGUCGGGGGGGGGGGCUUACUUCUCUCGCAAUUGACGCAGCUCGCACUUCAAGUCUUCAUCUUCUAUGUCUGACUCAUUAUCACUGCUCAUGUAGGAAGAGUUGAAUGAGUUGCUCAGGCUCUGAACUGGAAGACUGAUCUUUGACCCAGGUGGAUGGAGAGAAUCUGGACUCCUUGAGCCAUCAUCUCGCUCCUUAGCUGCACCACUCAGGAAGGCAGCUUCCAGCUCAGACGAUGGCCCAUUCAGGUGCAGAGAAUGCCUUCUCCCUAUAAGCCCAGGUUUAGGAGUUGUGACAGGAGAAGAAAUAUGCUCAGAGCUUGCAGGCAGAGGGACUAUUGCAGGGACCUCUCUCUCCACACAGGUCACCUCAUCUUGAGUUUUAGACACAGAAAACCGGCCCACUUGGUCUGUUGCUGUUGUCGUCACCUGGAAACGCCCAACCUUGGUUGGCUGCAAAUGAGAGGUGGAA